AGUGUAGAGCAUGGAUACCCCUGAACCACGCAAAGGCCAUCGAUAUUUAUCUUGUGAGUUCACGGCUGAGAGCGAGUCAUCAACAAGGCCAAGACUUUUCUUUGUGUUAGUGAAAAGUACAUUUUUUUCUUCUUUUUUCCCACGAAACGAGCGUGGGUUUAUACCCAAACUGACAUGGAAUGAUCCUGUAAGACCACAGACAAGCUCCAAAAGUUCACCUCUGACCAGACAAUCAUGAACACACUCUCUACUGGGCUUUUCCAAGGUUUCAGAAUUUUUGAGCUAGACAUGUGUGCACUUGGAGACUACCCAUCUUUCUUUUAUUUUUCUUAUCAAGAACAGUGCAUGUUGUGCUGGUGAUAGCGUGAGGCGAAUCUUCAAAACCCAUUAUUUACACAAGAAGAUCAAGCAAACCCACAUCUGCUUCUCAAUCUCAAGCCCAAGUCCCAUCUUCUCUUCUCUGUCUUGUGCGGCAACAAUAGCAGUGAUGCCAGAGGAAACAGAGGAGGUUUUAGAUGCAGAAAAAGCUGCUUUGCUUGUCAAUGACCUUAGAAGGAGCUUUAGCUCUGGCAAGACCAGAAGCUACGAAUGGAGAGUCUCCCAAUUGAAGAGUAUUGCAAAGAUGUUGGAAGAUAAAGAGAAGGAGAUUAAAGAAGCUCUUCAUAAGGACCUCUCCAAACCCGAACUCGAAUCCUUCGUCUCUGAGAUUGCUAUGACAAAGUCCUCUUGUAAGUUGGCAAUUCAAGAGUUGAAAAAUUGGAUGAAACCGGACAAGGUAAAAACUCCACUGUCAACAUAUCCAUCGUCGGCAGAAACUGUAUCAGAACCUCUUGGAGUUGUGCUGGUCAUCUCAACUUGGAACUAUCCAUUUUUGCUAUCGCUUGAUCCGGUCAUUGGAGCUAUUGCAGCGGGUAAUGCCGUCGUCCUGAAGCCAUCAGAGAUUGCUCCUGCCACAUCCUCACUACUUUCAGAAUUAUUAGAGGAAUAUAUUGACAUCUCUGCACUGAGAGUCGUUGAGGGGGCUGUCGCAGAAACAGCUGCAUUACUGGAGCAAAAGUGGGAUAAAAUAUUCUACACAGGAAGUGGAAGAGUAGGACGCAUUGUGAUGGCUGCUGCUGCCAAGCAUUUAACUCCUGUUGUUCUGGAGCUCGGAGGAAAAUGUCCUGCCAUUGUUGAUUCUAGUGUCAACUUACAAGUUACUGCGAAAAGGAUCAUAGGAGGCAAGUGGGUAGCAAAUAAUGGACAGGCUUGCAUUUCUGUUGAUCAUAUCAUAACAACAAAAGAAUUUGCUCCAAAACUCAUAGAAGCUCUGAGAAAUGAACUGGAAGAAUUUUUCGGGAGGGAGCCAAUGGAAUCGAAAGACCUGUCCCGCAUUGUGAACUCAUACCACUUUGCACGUCUUGCAAGGCUUUUGGAUGAGGAUGUUGUAUCUGAAAAAAUCGUCCAUGGAGGCCAAAGAGAUGAGACCAAAUUAAGGAUAGCACCAACCAUAUUGUUGGAUGUUCCAGAGGACUCUGCAAUGAUGCAAGAAGAAAUAUUUGGCCCAUUGCUACCCAUCUGUACUGUGGAGAACAUAGAGGAUGCCUUUGAUAUGGUAACAUCAAGACCAAAGCCUCUUGUUGCAUAUGUCUUCACCAACGACGAGCGGAUGAAGAAAGAAUUUGUGCAAAACGUAUCAGCUGGAGGAUUGCUUAUUAAUGACACUAUCCUUCAUGUCACGGUUUCUACGUUACCUUUCGGAGGAGUCGGAGAGAGUGGAAUGGGAUCAUACCAUGGAAAAUUCUCUUUUGAUGCUUUUAGCCACAAGAAGGCAGUGAUGUAUAGAAGCUUUGAAGGAGAUUCAGCUCUGAGGUAUCCACCAUACACAACUAAGAAGGAAAGGUUAUUGAAAGCCAUUUUCAGUGGUAACAUAUUUGGGAUAAUACUUGCUUUGAUGGGUUGGUCCACAAACUGAGUGAUGGAUCAUCAACAGGGAUGGAUUCUCUUGACGUAGUUUCUGCAAUUCACAAAUUUGUUUAAUCUUGUAAUAUAUAUAUAUUUAUUAAUACGGAAAAUGACAUAUUAAUGCCCACUUUAUAAAAGUUAGACACUUAGGUCAAAGGAAAAAAACAUUUUGCCAUAUAAGUACCUCUUUUUCA
Tripterygium wilfordii is the source of this 2138-nucleotide messenger RNA. Its product is annotated as aldehyde dehydrogenase family 3 member I1, chloroplastic-like. Bases 488 to 1954 code for a protein of 488 amino acids. The transcript has 12 exons. Gene Ontology annotation, cellular component: cytoplasm. The record is from RefSeq and is a predicted model, not a curated record. Gene Ontology annotation, molecular function: aldehyde dehydrogenase (NAD+) activity. Gene Ontology annotation, biological process: aldehyde metabolic process. Lineage: Eukaryota; Viridiplantae; Streptophyta; Magnoliopsida; Celastrales; Celastraceae.